This is a messenger RNA of Chionomys nivalis (European snow vole), 2744 nucleotides long. It is a transcript of the gene Mxd1, whose product is annotated as MAX dimerization protein 1. Gene Ontology annotation, biological process: negative regulation of transcription by RNA polymerase II. The record is from RefSeq and is a predicted model, not a curated record. Gene Ontology annotation, molecular function: DNA-binding transcription factor activity, RNA polymerase II-specific; RNA polymerase II cis-regulatory region sequence-specific DNA binding; protein dimerization activity. The transcript is spliced from 6 exons. Lineage: Eukaryota; Metazoa; Chordata; Mammalia; Rodentia; Cricetidae. The coding region runs from base 153 to 830 and encodes 225 amino acids.
CGGCGAGUCGGGAUAAACACUCGGCGGCCGCGGCUGGGAUCCGGGCUCCGUGCCGUCCCAGCGCUGUCCCUCCUGGCUGGCCAGCGCGGCGGCUCUUCGGCGUUCCUGGCCGGCGGCCCGCGGGCACCGAGAGGCGGCCCGCCGGGUGCAGGAUGGCGACAGCCGUCGGGAUGAACAUCCAGCUGCUGCUGGAGGCGGCCGACUACCUGGAGCGGCGGGAGAGAGAAGCCGAACAUGGGUAUGCCUCCAUGUUGCCGUACAGUAGCAAGGACAGAGAUGCCUUCAAACGGAGGAACAAGCCCAAGAAGAACAGCACCAGUAGCAGAUCAACUCACAAUGAGAUGGAGAAGAACCGGCGCGCUCAUCUCCGCCUGUGUCUCGAGAAGUUGAAGGGGCUGGUGCCGCUGGGCCCCGAGUCAAGCCGACACACCACACUGAGUUUGCUGACAAAAGCCAAAUUGCACAUAAAGAAACUUGAAGAUUGUGACAGAAAAGCUGUCCACCAAAUAGACCAGCUUCAGCGGGAGCAGCGGCACCUGAAGCGGCGGCUGGAGAAACUGGGUGCCGAGAGGACCCGGAUGGACAGCGUGGGCUCUGUGGUGUCUUCAGAACGCUCUGACUCAGACAGGGAGCUGGAUGUGGACGUGGAUGUGGACGUGGACGUGGAGAGCACAGACUACCUCACCGGGGACCUGGGCUGGAGCAGCAGCGUGAGUGACUCGGAUGAGCGAAGCAGCAUGCAGAGCCUGGGCAGUGACGAGGGCUACUCCAGUGCCAGCGUCAAGAGAGCCAAGCUCCAGGCUGGGCACAAGGCAGCUCUCGGGCUCUAGGGGAGGGCCCAAGGGUCCUCUCAUCUGAUCACGUAGUGUACCAGACCUGCCCAGACGCCCUUGCACGCCAACCUCACGUACCACCUUGACCAAAAUCAGCUCUGUCCAUUUUGCAGAAAGCUCGUAGGGUUGUGGUUCUGAGUGCGGUCAGUAGCUUCUCUGUCCAUGCACGUCAACGCUGAGAGACCGUACAUUCCAGUCAAUUUGAAGCACCCAAGAGUCCUUAGCCCUAAGCCAGUUUCACCUCCCAGCAGCCCCCUGUGCACUGUCCUCCUGCAGCUGGCCAGGCCUGUCUUAGUUUUCUGGCUUAUGAUGGUACUCGCCCAGGAGAGAAGUUCACGCUUUGUCUGGCACAUAGGAAACCGAAGCAAACUUCUCAAAGGGAACUCAAUCUCAGAAACCCCAAAGGAAGCUUUGAAAGCAAAACUGCAGAGCACUGAGAAGCCAGGAAUACCUCCAGCAAGCCCUGUUGCAGCCCGGCCGCGGUGCCACCGUGUCCCCACUGAAGAGCGGGCACUCGGCAGCUCAGGAGAACAGUGUGCCCCCUGAGUGUUGUUCUGGGGACCUGGCUGUGUGCCGUGUCUCAAGGCACCCCCGCGCCCCGAGUUUGUUGAUGCUACUUGUCUCUGGAACAUUGUCCUACCUCAGAGAUAGAUGAGAUCUCCAUUGCCCACGUGACGAAAGUGAUGAUGCUUCUUUGCCCCACGGCCCCACCCCCACCUGUUUUCCUGUCGGACUCCCAGCAAUAACUGAGUUUUGGCGCUGGCUGAGCUAGUAGCCACUGUCCCUGAGAGAAAGAGGCCACAUUUCUUCUAUGUGGCAAGUAAACAGGAGGGUCCCCAUGUUACCAAAACCUCCUGCUGAGAUAUUUUUGGACACAUCUGGAAGUUUCCUUCUGGAGACUUCUGGGUCGAUGGCUGGAAAGGAUGUUUCUUCCCUUGUGGCAUUUUUAUUUAAGCUAAACCAGAGCACACGUGUAUUGUACAUAAGACACACAAACCUAUAAAUACUAUUUAUUCAUUUUAUAGAGACUAAUGGAAUGGAAUGGAAUAUAAAUUCUUAUGACUGCUUUUAUAGAUGUUCUAGAAACUUUGUAUGUAGCUGUCUACAAAAUUAGUUCAUUCUCCUGACUAUUUUUGCAUUUGUAUUUUGAGGUCUGGGUGUUUUCAGCCUCUGGUGAAUCUUUUUUUCAUUGAGUCUGAACCAUUUGUAAAAUCUGUGGCCUGCUCAGAGCCGAGCCCGUGUCAUGGAGUGAUGGAACAUUCCUGAGAUCCACAGGUGCCACCUAAAAACUCCAUGGCUAACUCGGCAGCAGGCGGCUACCCAGUCCCACACCUGUCCUCAGAUCCAAACAGACCCUGACCACACAAGGUCACUCUGGGGUCCUUGGAAGUCAUGGCUUUCUUAAUGAUCCCCAAGUCCUGUUUUUGCUCUCCCCUACUCCCUCCCCUUGCUGAAGUGUUUCCCAAAUACCAGCUGAAAAUUAGCACAGAAAACACAGCCUGGAUCCAUUGGCAUUUGUAAAGCUCCUUCCAGAGUCUGAGUAGGUGGAGGUGUUUGGCUGGCCAGGUCUGUCCUUUGUCUAGAAGAUACAGCUGUGCCUUGAAGUGCCCCCCUCAGUCCCCACCCGCUAGACCCUAAGGGCCUCGCAUCUGCUCACUGCAUCCAAACUGGCAGAAAGCCAAGACCGUGGGAGAAGUUUGCGGGGUGCCCAGGGUACAAAACUUGUGCACGUUUAUUUCACUUAGGUGUCUGAGAGAUGCCGUUAGUUUCUGUGUUUUAAUUGUUUCACCUUUGAGUUAAACUGCUUUUCUUUUUUCUUUCUUUCUUUCUUUCUUUUUUUUUUUUUUUUGGUCUUUUGGUUGAAAUAUGACAUGUACUGUCCUAACAUAAAGCAGUAAUUAUUUGACCUCU